ACCCAAACAAAGCCUAACCGAGCUCGACAACUGCUAGGGUUUCUCUUCAGAUUUGAAUCGAAGCAUGUCUCGCGUGUACGUUGGGAACUUGAGUUCUCGGGUUUCGGAGGGAGAGCUGGAAGAUGAGUUCCGCAAUUUCGGAGUUAUAAGAAGUGUGUGGGUUGCGAGGAGGCCACCGGGUUAUGCUUUCGUCGAUUUUGAUGACAGUAGAGAUGCUGAGGAUGCCAUUCGUGAAUUAGAUGGGAAGAAUGGCUGGAGAGUUGAGCUUUCACACAACUCUAGAGGUGGUGGUGGUGGUGGUCGUGGCGGAGGAGGUCGUGGCCGUUCUGGAGGUUCUGAUUUGAAGUGUUAUGAGUGUGGUGAGCCUGGUCAUUUUGCUCGUGAAUGCCGUCUGCGUGGUGGUUCUGGAAGGCGUCGUAGCCGCAGCCCCCCAAGGUAUCGCAGAAGUCCUAGUUAUGGCAGGAGAAGCUACAGUCCACGUGGGCGCUCUCCCCCACCCAGACGUCGCAGUUUGACACCACCCAGGGGUGGCCACAGCCGUAGCAGGUCUCCACCAUACCGUGGAAGGGAGGAGUUGCCAUAUGCAAAUGGUAAUGGCUUGAAGGAUCGACGCAGAAGCAGGAGUUGAGGAUUGGCAUACAAGUUCUCUGGCUUCGUUUAGAAGAUAUACUGGGAUUAUGUGUUAUGUAGUGUUCUUGGACUUCAGCACAAUUCUGUUUAAUUUGGGGGACGCCCUCUGCCUCUACUCUCUGGAUUUGGUUAAGUUCCUUCCUUUCUUAUCUUGAGCUGGUUUUGUUUACUAUGUAGGCAUGAGGAUCUUAUGAGUAAACUGGCAUCAUAACUUUUUUUAAGAGUGCUUGUUAGAAUGCUGCUAAAAAUCUCUGCUCUUUUUUUCUUUUUGUGUUGAGGUGUCGUCUGGUACUUCUGCUUCAUUGGUUUUGUGCUUCUGCACUUCCUUGGUCUCUGGAAUUUCUUCACUGCCCUGCUCUGGGAUCUUCAAUUUUGAUUGUUGUGGGAUCCCAGCCGGCUUAACUGUAGAGCUUCAAUUUUUGUGUUUCUGCUCUCCCUUGGCCCUUUGGAUUUCUUCACUGCACUGCUCUGCUCUGCUCUGGGAUCUUCAAUUUUGAAACAGUUGUGGGUCCCAGCCUGCUAUAGCUUCUCCUAUUUUCACUGAAACUCGUCGGUUGUGAUGCGUCUUCAAUCUACUACUAAACCCUUGUGGCAGGUCUACUACUAAACCCUUGUGGCAGGUACUCGUACAUGUUCUGAGAGAGAUUAGGUCUACAUAAAUAUUGAUUUAGACGUCCUUUAGCCUCCACCGAAGAAGUCUGAUCUUAAUGGAGUUAAUUUUGGGGUGUACAGGUAGAGAUUUGUUUAUUUCGAUUCUCCCAUCACUUCUUUUGGAUCGGUCGUUGUUUCAUGCACACAAGUUGCGCAUAUUCUUGGGCCUGAUGUCCUGGAUCUUCAAUUUGAUACAAAACCUUGAAAUCAAUGAAGUGUGACUGAUUUAUUUGUUUG
Fragaria vesca subsp. vesca is the source of this 1518-nucleotide messenger RNA. RefSeq names its product serine/arginine-rich splicing factor RSZ22-like. The transcript is spliced from 6 exons. The coding region runs from base 65 to 628 and encodes 187 amino acids. Gene Ontology annotation, biological process: mRNA splicing, via spliceosome. The record is from RefSeq and is a predicted model, not a curated record. Lineage: Eukaryota; Viridiplantae; Streptophyta; Magnoliopsida; Rosales; Rosaceae. Gene Ontology annotation, molecular function: zinc ion binding; RNA binding. Gene Ontology annotation, cellular component: nuclear speck.